Polychytrium aggregatum is the source of this 1302-nucleotide messenger RNA. RefSeq lists its product as uncharacterized. The coding region runs from base 1 to 1302 and encodes 433 amino acids. The record is from RefSeq and is a predicted model, not a curated record. NCBI's taxonomy places the organism in Eukaryota, Fungi, Chytridiomycota, Chytridiomycetes, Polychytriales. The transcript has 2 exons.
AUGACUCCUUCCAGCGCAAGCCCUGUCCCCGACUCCUCGACCCAAGCCGCCGAGCCUACCGUGCCGUCGUCCAAGACUGACCUCCUCGCUCCGUCGGACGAGCACGAGAGCUCUGAGCCCCCCAUUGAGAACGAGCCCGAGGGCCAGACCGUCCCGAACACCGAUACUUUGGAUCUCCAAGAGCCCGCCUCUGAGGACACCCAGUCCCUCGUUCCCUCCGCCCCCACAGCAUCUCAGGAGCCCGAUGCCGUAUCUGACGUCCCCGACGUCCCCGACGUCCCUGAUGUGCCCGCCGUGCCCGACGAAAGCUCGCCUGAUUCGGCCACCCAGAGCGACCAAGUCCCGACCUCUGUUCCCCAAGAUGACGCCGAUGUUCCCGUGCUCACCAACCGCUCCUCUUCCCAGCCCACUUUGCUCUCGGCGAGCUCUGUCGAUGAAAUCAUCGAUAAGCUUAAUGCUAUAGGUCUUGCCUCUCCGCGCGCCGGCACCAGCACCAGCACCAGCACCAUCACCAUCACCAUCACCCACAGCGCUCCCACCAGCCCCGGUCCCGGUCCCGGUCCCGGUGCCAGCACCCUCGUUCCGAGCCAGAGCCAGAGCCAGAGCCAGAGCCAGAGCCAGAGCCAGAGCCGCACUCCCAAUUCAAAGGCGUCUCCCUCGACACCUCCUCGGCGCUCCUAUGGCGCUGCCACCACGCCUUACAGCCCUUCCUCGCCCUCCAGUCGUCACUCCCACUCGAACUCGGAGUCGAUUUCAGACUCUGGUUCGGACUCGGACGACAGUCUUGCUGCCUCUCCUAGCCUCCUGAGAAUGGCCAUUGUGUCAGCCCCAUCGACUCCGACAAGCCAAAUCGCCCGCCGCAACCAGUGGACUAUGGCCCAGCAGUCCCCUCAGUCCCCACGAUCGCCGACCACCACGUCUCCACGAUCAUCAUGCCGCUCCUUGACCGUGAACGGACGUCCCUGUCUCUCGCUCGUGACGAGCCGCGAUGGAGCCUACUGCCGAGCCCAUGAUCCAGAGUUCCCCCGAUGCGUCGCACGGACUCUCGAGGGCAGUCCAUGCCGAGGCCCGAGACAGUCGCACACCCCUUACUGCACUGUCCACGACCCCAACCGUCCUUUUUGCUCGCACUGGAUUGCCUACAAGAACCGAGGAUGCCUCAAAAAGAUCUAUAGAGAGGACAGCCCCUAUUGCGAGCAUCACGAUCCCAGUUUCCCCAAGUGCCGCAUGUGCCGCUUGGCCGUCGACUAUCCUUACAGCGAUACAUACUGCAACCAGCACUCGUACAUGCAGUACAGAUAG